Austrofundulus limnaeus is the source of this 1423-nucleotide messenger RNA. It is a transcript of the gene pex7, whose product is annotated as peroxisomal biogenesis factor 7. The transcript has 10 exons. Lineage: Eukaryota; Metazoa; Chordata; Actinopteri; Cyprinodontiformes; Rivulidae. Gene Ontology annotation, biological process: protein import into peroxisome matrix. The coding region runs from base 193 to 1161 and encodes 322 amino acids. Gene Ontology annotation, cellular component: cytosol; peroxisomal matrix. The record is from RefSeq and is a predicted model, not a curated record. Gene Ontology annotation, molecular function: protein binding.
ACACCAACAUCCGGGUCACUGGGUCAGCUCACCAAAACACGGAAGUGUUGAACAUGAAUGUUUUCGCGGACUGACGAGGAAGAAAAAAGCACAGUUUACAAGAGAAACAACGUAUUUUAUGAAGUUAUUAACAAGUUUACUUUUUAAGCGUCCGGAAAAACCGAGUUCCUGUUUUCUCUGCAGAGCUGCAGGAUGAUGAUGACGACCAUGAUGACGAAGGUGUUUCGACAUCCGGCUCGUCACGGUUACGCCGUGGAGGUGUCGCCCUUCAUGCCCAGCAGAGCGGCCUGCGCUGCGUCCCAGCACUACGGGAUCACGGGUUCUGGAUCGCUGUUGGUUCUGGAUCAGACUGAGGCAGGAGUGACGUUGGUGAGGAGCUGGGACUGGGGGGACGGGCUGUUCGACGUGGCGUGGAGCGAGGCCAACGAGCACGUCUUGGUGGCAGCGGGCGGCGACGGCAGCCUGCAGCUGUGGGACACGACCAAUCAGCUGGCUCCGCUGAGAGUGGCCAAAGAACACCAGCAGGAGGUGUACUCUGUGGACUGGAGCCAGACCAGAGGGGAGAACCUGGUGGUCUCCGGCUCGUGGGACCAAACAGCUAAAGUGUGGGACCAGACCCUCAGCCCCUCGCUGACCACGCUCACGGGUCACCAGGGGGUCAUCUACAGCACCGUCUGGUCUCCUCACAUCCCAGCAUGCUUUGCUUCAGCCUCAGGUGAUGGGACCCUCAGGAUCUGGGACGUGAAGGCUGCAGCGUGCCGAUUGGCCAUCCCUGCGCACAAGGCUGAAAUCCUGAGCUGUGAUUGGUGCAAAUAUGACCAGAACGUCAUGGCCACUGGUUCAGUGGACUGCAGCGUGUGUGUGUGGGACCUGAGGAACGUCCGACAACCUGUCAAUCAACUUUUGGGACACACCUACGCCAUACGCAGAAUCAAGUUCUCUCCUUUCAGUCGGACGGUGUUGGCAUCCUGCUCCUACGACUUCUCUGUCCGGUUCUGGGACUUCAGUAGAAACCAGCCUCUUCUGGACUCUGUGGAGCACCAUACAGAGUUCGUCUGUGGAUUGGACUUUAACCUGCACAUCCCCAACCAGGUGGUGGACUGUUCGUGGGACGAGACAGUGAAGUUCUACUCUCCUGCCUGUCUCUCAGCACCUCAUUGAAAGAGUCUUCAGAUCCAUCAAAAGGACUUCCUAAUGAGUCCAGAACUCACGCUCUGAUUGGCUGAUUGGACCGACAGGAUCCUCACUGAUUGGUUGGAGAACUUUGUUUAGGACCCAUGCAGUUCUUCAGUGUGGACCAGAGUAAACAGAACCCGCCUCUGGUCCAGCUGCAGCAUGGUGGAAACAUCUGGAAGCUUUUAAUGUGAAAAUAUAUUUGCCUUUAAUAAAAAUAUUUUCUGUAAAUAAAGCUGUAAACAUGAAA